AUGGGAAAUUUUUGCUGUUGCAAGAAAUCGAGCAGAAAUAACUAUAAUGUGGCAGAUUAUCAUGCAGAACGACCAGCUAGUGAAGAAAUGGAGCUCCAAACACCUGAACAAACGCAUCAUCAUCAUGUUACAUUUGCAACAAUUGAACCUCCAAGAAUUGCCCCAGAAUCAGUUAUUGUGAGCAGUGCCUUAGUUCCUACAGAGCCAGUUUUAGUGCGCGAACUGAAUCAAAUGGCUGCACCUCUUGCAGCAAAACGUGCCAUAUCUGUUGAAGCAAAAUCAUCAGGGUUUAUUGUGGAUGUGCCUCAGUUAGAUGGUUUAGGGCCUGAUGGUACUUUUUUGGUGGCUUUCAAUCAACCGGAAAUAAGAACGUGA
This is a messenger RNA of Ceutorhynchus assimilis (cabbage seed weevil), 375 nucleotides long. The record is from the annotation of a GenBank genome assembly. NCBI's taxonomy places the organism in Eukaryota, Metazoa, Arthropoda, Insecta, Coleoptera, Curculionidae.